Molecule: messenger RNA, 2143 nt
Organism: Trichechus manatus latirostris (Florida manatee)
Lineage: Eukaryota; Metazoa; Chordata; Mammalia; Sirenia; Trichechidae
Gene: KRI1
Product: KRI1 homolog
Exons: 19
Coding region: 13-2124 (703 amino acids)
Biological process (GO): endonucleolytic cleavage in ITS1 to separate SSU-rRNA from 5.8S rRNA and LSU-rRNA from tricistronic rRNA transcript (SSU-rRNA, 5.8S rRNA, LSU-rRNA)
Cellular component (GO): 90S preribosome; nucleolus
Source: RefSeq, a predicted model, not a curated record
CACAGAGCCGCCAUGCCGGAGCCUCGCGGGUCAUCGCCGCUGCGGGUGAACGCGGCGUUUGCCGCGAGGUACAGUCGCUACCGGGAGCGCGAGGAGCUGCAGCGGCUGAAGGAUCGCUACGGGGACCGGGACAGCGGCGGCGACUCUAGCUCCGAGUCCGACUCCAGCGACGAGCUCGUGGAAUUCGACCCCCAGCAGGAGCGGGACUUCUACAGGACUCUCUCCUUGUUGAAGAAGAAGGACCCUUGCAUUUAUCAGAAGGAUGCUACCUUCUACCAGAAAACAGCAUCAUCCUCGGAGAGUGAGGAGGAGUCAGCAGCUGCAGAGAAGCAGAAGAAGGUGCGGCCCAUGUACCUGAAGGACUACGAGAGGAAGGUUAUCUUGGAGAAAGAAGGCAAAUACGUCGACGAGGAGAACUCAGAUGGGGAAGCCUCUGAUCAGAGACGUCAGCAAACUUUGUCCCAAAGUUACGUGGAGGAACAGAAACAGCUUAAGGAAAGCUUCCGGACGUUUAUGGAGGACAGUGAGGAUGAGGACAGCACUAGGGACAGCGGCUCCGGGUUGCUGCAGAAACGUGCUAAAACCAGGGAGGAGAAGGCCCAGGAGGAGGCUGACUAUGUUGAGUGGCUGAAGGGGCAGAAGGAGAUUGAGAACCCUGAGACCCUGCAAGAACUGACCCACCUCAAGGACUAUUGGAACAACCCUGAGCUGGACGCAGGGGAGCGAUUCCUGCGGGAUUAUAUCCUCAACAAACGCUACGAGGAGGAGGGAGAUGAGGAGGAGGAGGAACGCUCAUCCCUCAGGACCCCUGGCCCCCUGGUACAGCUGGCCGUGGACGACUCUUCGGAUGAGGGCGAGCUGUUUCUGAAGAAGCAGGAGGACUUUGAGCACAAGUACAACUUCCGCUUUGAGGAGCCGGACUCAGCCACGGUCAAGACCUACCCACGUAGCAUCGCGUCCUCCGUGCGCCGCAAGGAUGAGCGCAGGAAGGAGAAGAGGGAAGAGAUACGGCAGCGAAAGAGCAGGGAGAAAGCUAAGAAACAGGAGGAGCUCAAACAGCUGAAAAACCUGAAGAGGAAGGAGAUUCUGGCCAAGCUGGAGAAGCUGCGGCAGGUCACAGGCAACGAGACGCUGGGCUUAGAGGAGCAGGACCUUGAGGAUGACUUCGACCCUGCCCAGCACGACCAGCUCAUGCAGAAAUGCUUUGGGGACGAGUACUACGGCACCAUGGAGGAAGAGAAGCCGCAAUUUGAGAAAGAGGAAGGGCUUGAAGAUGACUGGAACUGGGACACGUGGGAUGGGCCAGAGCAGGACAGUGCUUGGGGCCAGCAAGAGCUACACUGUGAGGACCCCGAUUUCAACAUGGAUGCAGACUAUGACCCCAGCCAGCCACGGAGGAAGAAGCGCGAGGCCCCCUCAACGGGCAAGAAGAAGCGCAAGUCACCUUUUGCCAUAGCCGUGGGGCAGGAAAAGCCGGUGUUUGACCCUGGAGACAGGACGUUCGAGGAUUACCUGGACGAGUAUUACCGGCUGGACUAUGAGGACAUCAUCGAUGACCUGCCCUGUCGCUUCAAGUACCGCACCGUAGUGCCCUGCGACUUUGGGCUCAGCACUGAGGAGAUCCUGGCAGCCGAUGACAAGGAGCUGAACCGGUGGUGCUCCCUGAAGAAGACCUGCAUGUACAGGUCGGAGCAGGAAGAGCUGCAGGACAAGAGGACGUACAGCCAGAAAGCCCAGAACUCAUGGAAGAAGAGGCAGAUCUUCAAGUCACUCUGCUCAGAGGAGAUGGAGAUGCCCACGGAAGCCACAGGGAAGCCACAGAGAGACAAAGCUGGCCCGCAGGAGCAGCUGCCAGUGCCUGAUGGGGCCCAUGGGAAACGGCUUCAACCUGAGAGCCCCCUAGCACAGGAAGAGGUGGCUCCUGUAUCAGCCCCUGAGAAGCCAGCCCCCCCGAAGCGGAGGCGGGGCAAGAAGGCACGUCUCCUGGGUCCCACGGUGACACUUGGAGGGCAUGAGUUCAGCCGCCAGAGACUGCAGGCUUUUGGCCUCAACCCCAAACGGCUGCACUUCCGCCAGCUGGGCCGGCAACGGAGGAAGCAGCGAGAGCCCAAGAGCAGCCCCUGAGCCUGGUGAGGGUGGGCAG